UUCAGUUUCUUAUGCGUGGCUUAUCUACAACAGAUUACUGGUGUUAACUCUAUUUGUAUUAAAAUGGUAACAAUAGUGGAAGUGUUUAUUUCCGUAAUAAUAGGAAGCUUGUUAAUACUGUAUUAUCGUCUGAAGAACAAAAACAAUGAUUUUUACAAAAAUUUUCCUGGACCUCCUCCAUUGCCAAUAUUUGGCAAUACGUUGGAAUUUAAAUCUACAACAGAGAUUCUAGAUAUUUUUAUGAAGCACACUAAAAAUUACGGAGGAAUAGUCAAAUUCGACACUGGUCCAUUAGACAAAUCAUUAUUGGUUUCUGAUUAUGACUUUCUUGAAUGUGUCCUGAGUUCCACGCGGCUUCUCAACAAGAGUGAUGAUUAUAACUUUUUAGAACCGUGGUUAGGCACGGGUUUAUUAACUAGUAAAGGACCCAAAUGGAGAAAACAUAGACGAAUCUUAACCCCCGCAUUUCAUUUUAAAAUUUUGGAACAGUUUAUAGAUGUGUUUGAAUCGGGUAGCGAGAAGCUGGUUACAAAAUUAGAAAAGGAAGUUGGUAAAAGUAGUGUUGAUAUUUAUCCACUUGUUACUCUUUGUACUCUGGAUAUAAUUUGUGAAACCGCAAUGGGAACUAAGAUCAAUGCUCAACAGAAUGAUGAAUCCGAUUAUGUGCGAAGCGUCAAAGCAAUGUGCAGAAUAAUUAUUGAGAAAUCAUUUUCGUUAAUUCAGAUGUGUAAACUUACUUAUCCAUUAAGCCAAAAUUAUUACACAGAAAAAGAUUCCAUUAAUAUUUUGCACCGCCACACAAACAGUGUGAUAACUAGCAGACGUAACGAACUAAAAGAUCAAUCUAAUGAUGAAAAAGACGAAGAUAACAUUGGAAUUAAACGUAAACUAGCCUUUCUUGAUUUGUUACUAGGCGCUACAGUUGACGGAAGACCACUUACUCAAGAAGAGAUAAGGGAGGAAGUCGAUACAUUCAUGUUUGAGGGCCAUGAUACGACGGCUUCGGCAAUAAGUUUUUCACUGUUUUGUUUAGCAAAUCAUCCUGAAGUUCAAUCCAAAGUUUUGAACGAACAAAUAGAUUUGUUUGGAGAAAACUUACAUGUUUCUCCAACUCACGCAGACUUGCAGGGUAUGAGAUAUUUGGAACAGGUAAUUAAAGAAGCUAUGAGAAUGUACACAACUGUACCUUUCUAUGGAAGAAAAACAAAUGAACCUGUUGAAUAUAAGGGCAUAAUAAUUCCCAAAGAUGUAACCAUAAAUAUAUUUGCUUACGGGAUUCAUAGGAACCCUAUGUAUUUUCCAGAGCCUGAAAAAUUUAAUCCAAGCCGAUUUGACGAUAUCGAUGGUAAAAAACCAUACGCGUUCAUACCGUUCAGCGCGGGACCUAGGAACUGCAUUGGUCAGAAGUUUGCUAUGCUUGAAAUGAAGAGUACAAUCUCCAAAAUCAUAAGAAAAUUUGAGUUAAAACCAGCAACACCGACUCACGUUUUAAAAUUGGCCGCUGAAACAGUCUUAAAAUCGGCCAACGGAAUUAAAAUUAGUGUAGCAUUAAGAAAAUAAAUUUGAAAAUAUUAAAUAA
Molecule: messenger RNA, 1579 nt
Organism: Zophobas morio
Lineage: Eukaryota; Metazoa; Arthropoda; Insecta; Coleoptera; Tenebrionidae
Product: cytochrome P450 4c3-like
Exons: 8
Coding region: 64-1560 (498 amino acids)
Molecular function (GO): monooxygenase activity; heme binding; iron ion binding
Source: RefSeq, a predicted model, not a curated record